Asparagus officinalis (garden asparagus) is the source of this 884-nucleotide messenger RNA. Its product is annotated as X-linked retinitis pigmentosa GTPase regulator-interacting protein 1-like. The transcript is spliced from 2 exons. NCBI's taxonomy places the organism in Eukaryota, Viridiplantae, Streptophyta, Magnoliopsida, Asparagales, Asparagaceae. The record is from RefSeq and is a predicted model, not a curated record. Gene Ontology annotation, cellular component: nucleus. Bases 76 to 612 code for a protein of 178 amino acids. Gene Ontology annotation, biological process: regulation of DNA-templated transcription.
GCCCAUCGCCAUCCUCAACGCCUGUCAUCGACUUCCGAUCAAGCACGGCGGGCAGCGGCCCCGACCCCCACCACCAUGAAGCCCGUCUUCGACGCCGUCAAGGGGUCGCUCCGCCGCGAGCUCACCUUCGACCAGCUCUACAACAAGUUCAGAACCCUGAAGCACCGGUACUACAGGACCGUGCAGUCCGGCGUGGGCCCCACGGAGUUCGACCGGGCCUUCUUCGACCUCUCGGUCCGCGCUUGGGGCGAGAAGAAGCCGAGGGAGGCCGAGCCGAAGGUCGAGAAUCGGGAUGAUGGUGAUCAGCAGGUUGAGGAAGAGGAGCAGGAGGAGGGGGAGGAGGAGGAGAAGGAGAAUUAUGAUGAUUACGAUCCUGGUGAUUCCUUCAAGUAUUUGACCGAUCAGAUGACUAAGUACUUUAAAAGGGAGGGGCUUUCUUUGGCAAUGUUGGAAUUGGGAUUGAAGCAUAUGGAUAGAUCAAAGGCGGCCGCUUUGGAGAAGAAAUGGAGGGAGCACUUUCAAGAGGAGUUGAAGAUCGAAGCUGAGUACUGUGAUUUGAAAAGAGAACUUCUUGAUGCUCUUGUUGCAGGCCAAAAGGGCGCGAAUUCGUGAGGAUUUCUUUUUCAGAUUUGGGAAUUCAAGUAGGGUAUGAGCUGCGAAGCUGAAGACCGUUGCUGAAGAGAAGGGCUGAAUCCAAUCAUCCAGAUUGAAGACGAAGGUGUUGGUGGGAACUUCUGUAUUUCCUUGUUUUUGGUUGUAGUACAUAUACUGUUGAAAUUGUUUUUGAGACACUUUUUAGUUUUAUUUUGGGCGCCAUGAGCUGGGGGCCUAUCAGCUCAUGAAACAAUUGUUACCUUGGUUGUGUUUGCUUCCUCGGUUUUUCA